Messenger RNA from Salarias fasciatus (jewelled blenny), 5414 nucleotides. RefSeq names its product Rho guanine nucleotide exchange factor (GEF) 10 (gene arhgef10). The transcript is spliced from 30 exons. Gene Ontology annotation, biological process: actin cytoskeleton organization; mitotic spindle assembly; positive regulation of stress fiber assembly. Bases 215 to 4558 code for a protein of 1447 amino acids. The record is from RefSeq and is a predicted model, not a curated record. Gene Ontology annotation, cellular component: centrosome. NCBI's taxonomy places the organism in Eukaryota, Metazoa, Chordata, Actinopteri, Blenniiformes, Blenniidae. Gene Ontology annotation, molecular function: guanyl-nucleotide exchange factor activity; protein binding.
GUCGGCUUGCAUCGAGGAGAGUUCAGAGGAGACGGACGAAAAACUGCAUGUCUUCAAAGUUUACGUUUUAAAAGAAAGGAAUGUGUCACCUUUAACACUCUCGUUGUUUCAGCGGUGAAAGGAUUAGCUACUUCACUUAUGGUAUGUGUGUCGGCGUAGCUGAUCAAGUGCCUGCCGCUGACUGAAGAGCUUCUGCAGGAGAGGAGCAGCAAGCAUGGACGUGGAAGAAUUCCCUCCCCCGCCUCCUGAAAUGUUGGCCGACGGCGCAGAAGAAGACGAGGGAGAAGCCUUCGACUUCGACGACAGCGCUGACGACAUCCUUCCGGCCGCCAUCCCACCGCCUGCACCGCCUUCUCCUCCAGCUGCCCCGAUGGAGGAUCAAAGCCAGGACGGCGCUGUGGCCGGUCACACAGAGAGCCGUGUCCCCACCUCGGACCCCCGGGCCCCUGCCUCCACUUCCAGCGCGGCUCCAUCAUCGGUGGACGCAGCAGUCAGCAUGAGCAUUCCCUCCACGGCAGAUGGAGCAGCAGCAGAGGCCAAGGAGACAUCUGUUCCCGAGGGCGCUGAUGACAGGGAGACAGAUUUACCCUCACCUUUGCCUCCUCCACCUCCUCCUCUUGACGAUGACACAGAAAGUCCUGGAACACCAGCCGCUGAAGGCCAGACUGCACCUCUCAGUGAGCCGGACCCUCCACAGGCUGUCUCCAGGACCUCCUCCCAGGGCAAAGUCAACCCAUACUCUGUAAUUGACAUCUCCCCUCUCCAGCCUGAGCAGCAGCAGCAGCAGCACGGUCUCACCUCCUCCUCGGCCUCCUCACCGGUGGAGCCCAAAGAGAGAAAGGCAGAAGGCCAGGACGGCCACGGCAGUUCUCACGGCAUCACGUCGGGGUAUUCUGUCCCGGUGCCGUGCGGCUACGCCACCCCGUCGGGUGUACCGCUCAUCACACCGACUUACACAACACCCGUCAUCAUCCGGCAUCUCUCUGUUGAUGAAGAUGUGACCGUGGUUGGGAGUGCCAACUCUUGCGUUGAUAGUGUUUUCAGUGAAGAAUUCCCACCUAUCAGAGAAGAUGACGCUUUGGCCAAGUGGGCGUCUGACCCAGCCAACACCGCAUGGAUGGAGAAUCCAGAUGAAGUGAUUUACGAUGACGUACCCAGAGAAAACUCCGACUCCAACACAGAUCCGGAUGAGAUGAUCUAUGAUGACGUGGAGCUGGGCGAGGAGGGAGGCUGCAACAGCUCCCUCGACAAUGGCUGGAGCUCCAGUGAGUUUGAGAGCUACGACGAGGCCAGCGACGGCGAAGGUCGCCCCGAGAAUGGCCUGCCGCACGCUUUCAUGAGAGGAAAACCGCCUCAGAAGAAGACCCAUCUCUCUCAAGAUCUGACACGCUUGAAAGAACACUAUGAGAAAAAGAUGAAAGAUCUUAUGGCAAAUACAGUGGGAACGGUAGAGCUGCAGCAGAUUAAACAGAAACACGAGCAGAAGAUGCAAAAGCUGGUGAAGGCAGCUAAAGAAGGGACCAAAGAUGGACUUGAGAAGACCAAAGCUGCAGUCAAGAAGGGCCGCUCUUUCAUCAAGACCAAGUCCUUCUGUCAGGAGCGGAAGUCGGCCUGUUUCGAGGACGAGUCUGAGCUCUUUAUCGAGGUGGACUGUUUCAAUGUUGAGCCGGUAUUAAGUCCAGCACCUGAAGGUCUCUCGCAGCAGCAGCUUGUGAGAAGAUGCAUCCUGGACUCUAUUCUGGAAAGUGAAAAGAACUAUCUCGACGCACUCAAGAGGAUAUUAGAGCAAUAUGAGAAGCCGCUGUCCCAGAUCGAGCCUCGACUGCUCAGCGACAGGAAGCUGAAGAUGACCUUCUAUCGAGUGCGAGAGAUCCUGCAGUGUCACUUCCUCUUCCAGAUCGCGCUGGCGAGCCGAGUGGCUGAGUGGGACGGCUUGGAGAUGAUUGGGGAUGUCUUUGUGGCAUCGUUUUCCAAGUCCAUGGUGCUGGACGCCUACAGUGAGUAUGUGAACAACUUCAGCACGGCGAUGGCCGUAGUGAGGAAGACGUGCGCCUCCAAACCGGGCUUCCUGGAUUUCCUCAAGCACCGUCAGGAAACCAGCAGCGACCGGAUGACUCUCUACGGCCUGAUGAUGAAACCUAUCCAGAGAUUCCCACAGUUCAUUCUGCUCCUUCAGGACAUGCUGAAGAACACACCGGUGGGUCAUGCAGACCGUCUGCCGCUGCAGAUGGCUCUGACCGAACUGGAGACGCUGGCUGAGAAGCUCAAUGAAAAGAAGAGGGAGGCCGACCAGCGCUGUGAGAUCCGUCACAUAGCGAAGGCCAUGAACGAGCGCUACCUCAAUAAGCUCCUGAGUAACGGCAGCCGCUACCUGCUCCGCUCCGACGACAUGGUGGAGACGGUCUACAACGAGCGCGGGGAAAUCAUCAAGACCAAGGAGCGGCGCCUCUUCCUCCUCAACGAUGUGCUCAUGUGCGCCACGCCCAACAUCCGCUGUCAGGACGGCAGUGGGAGUGGGAGCGGAAACGCUCCACCUGACCAGAAGUUCCUCCUGAAGUGGAGCGUGCCUUUGAGCUUCGUGGAGGUGCUGGAGUUCGGAUCCAGCGAGGACAUGGCGGACAGCAGCCGCUACCCCGCCCCACACUCAGGGGAGAAGGUGGUGAUCAACGCUAAACCAAGCAAACUGUACAUGGGCCCAGGUCAGCUGUACCAGGACCUGCAGAACCUCAUCCACGACCUGGGCCUGGUCAACCAGAUCUCCAGCAUGAUCGGCAGCCUCAAAGGGAACUAUCAGAAUGUAAAUCCCACAGUGGCCCAGGACUGGGUAUCAGGACUCCAGAGGCUCAUCCUGAAGAAGGAGGAGGAGAUCAGGGCAGCUGACCGCUGUAGGAUCCAGCUGCAGCUGCCUGGCAAACAGGACAAGACGGGUAAACCCACGUACUUCAGCGCAGUGUUCAACACGCUCAGCCCGGCCAUCAAGCAGUCAUGGAUCACUAACUUGCAGAUGGCUAAGCUGGCUCUAGAGGAGGACAACCUGCAGGGCUGGUUCUUCGCAGAAGACGACGGUAAUCAGAUCAAAAAACAGAAACACCCUCUCCUGCUUCGACAGAUGCCCGUCGUCAUGUCAAAACUGCAAGAGUUCAAGGUUGAGUGUGCCGUUCAUAAUCCAGAGCCCCACAUCAACACCGAGAGCACAGCAGACACUCCCGUUGUGGGCCACGGCUGUGUCUGGGUUGCGAGUUGCACCAACCAAAUGGGGCAGAUAGCGAUCGUGGCCAUGCAGAGCUCCAGCCCCAAGGUGACCGAGUGCUUCAACGUGGAGUCCCGGAUCCUGUGCAUGACUUACGUCCCGGCCGAGCAGCUCCAGGAGAACGGAGAGAACGGCCCAGAGAACAACCACACUCCCCUUACGAAGGCCGCCGACACCCCCAGUGUCUGUCUGGGCAUGGAGGAGGGCAGCAUCAUUGUGUAUAGGAGCAGCCAGCGGUCGAAGAAAGUCCGCAUGCAGCAUUUCUUCACUCCGGAGAAGUCCACCGUCACCAGCCUGGUCUACAGGAAGCACUGUCUGUACGCCGGCCUGGUCAGCGGCUCUGUGGCCGUCUACUCCAGAUCACAAGACGGUUUGUGGAGCUGCGACAAGCCCCAGUUGCUGAAGCUGGGAGUCCUCCCCGUCAAAGCCAUGCUGGCGGUGGAGGAGCACCUGUGGGCUUCAUCCGGGGGACAGGUCUUCAUCAUCAGCACACACACACACCGUGUGGAGAGGCAGCUGGAGGCCCACCAGGAGGAGGGCAUGGUGGUCUCCCACAUGGUGGUGGCCGGCGUGGGCAUCUGGAUCGCCUUCAGCUCCGGAUCCUCGCUGCGCCUCUUCCACACCGAGACCCUGGAGCACCUGCAGGACAUCAACAUCGCCACGCCGGUCCACAGUAUCUUACCUGGAAACCAGAGAGUGUCAGUGAGCAGUCUGCUGGUCUGCCACGGCCUGCUGCUGGUCGGCACCAACCUGGGGGUGACGGUGGCGCUGUCGGUGCCCCGGCUGCAGGGCAUCCCCAAAGUGACAGGUCGAGGCAUGGUGUCUCUCCACGCCCACAUCGGACCGGUCAAGUUCCUGACCAUGGCUGCAGCGGUGUGUAACCGGCCCUCCGGCCCCCCGUCCUCCGGCGCUCCGCUCCAGCCCGCCGACUCGCCGGAGGCGGAGAGCGGCCGGCCCCCCUCGGACCCGGGCUCCUCCCCCCCCCGGGGCCGGGGCGUGUGGCUGGGGGAGUCCGGCUGCACCAGCAUGGCGCUGCAGGACUCCGUGUCGACCUCGUCCUGCGGCUCGCUGGCCCCCUCCCAGGGCUCCCUGGAGCACGGCCCCGAGGACGGCGCCCUGUACGAUGUGCUCCACGACCCCGCCCAUCACAAGAGGGGCCGGCGCUCCAGCAAGGUGGACGUCGGUUCUCUGCUGGUGGUGUCCGGAGGCUCGGGCCACCGCAGGGUGAACAGGAAGACCAAACCGUCUCGGCACGAGGACGCCACGUCCACCAUCAUGAUCUGGCAGAUCCCGCUACUCAACAUGUGACCACAUGAUGAAACCGAAGUGCUGCACAGAGAUCUGUUUCCACUCGGCCGAACGUUCGGGCUCGAACAGCCCGACGUCUUAAGUGUGUCAAGCAUUUUGCAGUUUUCCCAGGAGGCUGUGAUGAGAAGAAGAAGGAGCCGCAGAGCUGAAAGGCCUCUCCUCUGUCUCCUGUAACACGUCUAACACAUUUCAUAUAUCUCCAGUGUUUGUGCCUCGCGGUGUGACUGCAGUAUUUAAAUCAGUGUUGACAGGAAAUCUUGACCGCUUCGCACGGUUACAUAAAAGUGUCUCGUAAAGCUUCUGGACGGACCUGAACUGUUCUGUCCAGGCCGGAGUUGUAAACUGGACAACUCGGGAUUAUGUGUGUGAGGAAAGAGAGAGAGAGAGAGAGAGAGUGUCUAUAUGGAGUCAGUUUACUAUUGAACCAGCUUAUCCAGUACUGUUAACUUAGAAAAGGGAUGUUUUUUAAAAAAAAAAAGUUUUUAAAAGUUAUGAUGACUGAAACUGUUGGAGAAGGUUUGGUGGGAAUCUCUGGCUGGCCAGGUUUCUAUUUGUAAAGGGAACACAGAUUUGUGAGCUCGGAGAGGGAUUUUUUUUUUCUUUUUUUUUUUGCCCUAAUUCAUAUUUGUUUCUCACUUAAGGAUAUUUUAUAUAAAAAAGAAAAAAAUCAGAUUUAUACUUUUGUCACCCUUUCGAUGUACUUAUGUAUAUUAACAGAUACAUAAACGUUGUUUUAUCAAGCAGUCUUCUGUACCUUCUUGGAAGCAUGCAGGCUUUAUUUCAGCACAUACUUUAACUUAUUCUGGCUCUUUUUCGUCUUGUGGAAGCUUCUGUUUCAUGUCCAGACAAACCCAAU